Messenger RNA from Penicillium samsonianum, 2430 nucleotides. RefSeq names its product Zn(II)2Cys6 transcription factor domain-containing protein. Gene Ontology annotation, molecular function: zinc ion binding; DNA-binding transcription factor activity, RNA polymerase II-specific. NCBI's taxonomy places the organism in Eukaryota, Fungi, Ascomycota, Eurotiomycetes, Eurotiales, Aspergillaceae. The transcript has 2 exons. The record is from RefSeq and is a predicted model, not a curated record. Gene Ontology annotation, biological process: regulation of DNA-templated transcription. Bases 1 to 2430 code for a protein of 809 amino acids.
AUGGAAGACUCCCGCCGACGUCAGCUUCAUAGCUGUGACCCAUGUCGCAAGGGCAAAAGAGGCUGCGACGCACCUAAAGAGCGACAAAAGAGCGCUUUCAGUUCGUGCUCGAACUGUACACGAUGGAAAAAAGAGUGCACAUUCAAUUGGAUCUCCUCAAAGCGCGUGGACUCGAGAGGGAGUCGAAAACGAAUCAAAUCGAACACUACAAACACAACUAUCGUAGGAUCUAAUGACGAAGCUCUUGACGAGAUACUGCGCCCUGCACAAACACAUCCUGCCACUCUCGGAGAAUUGCCAGAAUUGCUUGGCUCCCCUGAGACCUCAGAUUACGCCUCGUCCUCGUCCUCUUCGUACCCAGAAAAUCACUUUCUGGAGUCAUUCCAAAUCCCCAAUUCAAGCGAUGGCCAGUCUCAAUUAUUUCCUUGGACGAUGAACAUCCCAUACGAUUUGCAAAUUAAUAACUCAAAGCCACAUGGAUCUCCAGACUACUCCGUGGAAUCCGACGCCCAGGGUGAACUUUUGGAUUUGCUACCAGGUUCUGUCGAAAGCACGUACAGCUUAUUACCACAGCAUGAAUAUACACCCACUGCUGAUCUCAUAUCGACGGUUCCAAUGUGGAAACAGAGUCGACACAAAAAUCCAUCAGAGGCUGCGUCUGACCGAAGCUCAAACCCUGAACUACAAUGGAACUUUUGCAUCGCUUCCGAAAAUACAGCUAAGCAAAGCGCUCGUGCAACGAUGUCACGGAACCUAGUCCGCAUAUACCACGACAGCAUGGAGAAUGCUUUGUCAUGUUGGUUGACAGAGCAUAACUGCCCUUACAGCGACUCAAUCAGCCAAGUGGUUCCUCAUCAAGGGAUGAAAGAAUGGGGUCCAAAUUGGUCAAACAGAAUGUGUAUUCGAGUCUGUCGGUUGGAUCGUGUAUCAUCUUCAAUACGCGGCAGAGCGUUAAGUGCGGAAGAAGAUACAAAGGCAGCUCGAGCCCUUCAUCUAGCGAUCAUGUCGUUCGCAUCGCAGUGGACUCAACAUGCACAGAAAGGCACCGGUGCGUCAGUUCCUUCGGCAAUCGACCAUGAUGAGAGAGCAAUCCGAGAGAAAGUUUGGAACGAAGCACGCCACGCUUUAGAGCAUUCGAGCAGCAUUCCGUCUUUUCGCAUCGCCUUCGCAAACAUCAUUUUCUCUUUGACGCAAAGUCCGCUGGACAAAGGACAGGAAGCAAGCUUGGAAGAACUUUUGGAGAAUGAUCGUGCGCCAAUAUUUCUGGAAAACGCCAACCGCCAAAUUUUCACUUUUCGGCACAAGUUCACAAGACUGCAGCGAGAGGCUGCCCCCAAGGUGCGAGAGCUUGGGAGGGGGUCGAUAGACCCGACAACGAUAAACAUUCUGGAAAUGCCACAGCCGUCAGAGCCUCCGCAACUCGAUCCACUUCUGACUAGCCAAGAACACCGCACUACGCUAGACCUCAUGUUUUGGCUAGGCGUUAUGUUUGAUACCCUGAGUUCUGCAAUGUAUCAGCGUCCAUUAGUAGUCUCGGAUGAGGAUAGUCAAAUUUCAUCGGUCUCACCACCAAUAGCUGAGCCCGGGAAUCAACUUGAUUUGGAUCACUGGAAUAUUCCAAGAAGCAAGAUACGUGUGAAGCAGGAUGUGUGGGGUGAUUUCUUUCUUCAUUCUUCAAUGGAACGUCAAGGAUCGAGCCAAGUCCAGCCGAGGUGGCCAUGUUCCUACGAAGAAGCUGCAUCUGUACUUUCGGAGGCGACUCCUGUCAAGGUACUGCUCUAUCGUCGGGUGACGCAGCUCCAAACUCUGGUUUACCGAGGUGCUAGUCCCGAUCAUAUUGAAAAUGUCAUCCAAAAGACCCUCCAAGUCUGCCAGCACUGGGAUUCCACAUACCAGAGUUUCAUGGUCGAUUGCGUCACCAAUCAUGAACUGCUUCCUUCUCGCAUACAAUCGUGGUACGUCAUCCUCGACGGCCAUUGGCACCUCGCUGUGAUGCUUUUGGCGGACGUGCUAGAGAGCAUUGACAAAUGCAGGCUCGGCUCUGAUAUUGCAUGUGAAACUCGGCAAGCUACCCACUUGGUUGCUACGCUUAGAACGAAUAAUGCGUUAGCAGUCGGUGGACUUGCCCGGGCUUCAAUACAAGGGCAGGACUCGUUCAUGAACCGCCAUUUCCAUGAUUCUCUCAGUGAAGUGGCCUUCCUAGUCGAACCGUGGACGGCUGUGCUAGUCCAUUCUUUUGCCAAGGCGGGAUAUAUCUUGCUAGAAAAUUUCGAUGUUUCCGCAGAGCAAAAUGUGUAUACUGAGUGCUUGCGCCAGAAUUGUGAGUUUUCGAUCCGGGCGCUUCAAUAUCUCGGAAGAAAGUCCGAUAUGGCUUUUUUGGUGGCUCGGAAUUUGUCAAGAUCGUUAGAAUCAAAACGUGCCGAAGGAUAA